AAGGCUCGCGUCAUCUCGCAGCAGCCCAACGAGCGCUCCUACCACAUGUUCUACCAGAUCAUGUCGGGUGCCAUUUCCGGCCUCAAGGACAUGCUCGGCUUGACGUCCAGCAUCCGGGUGUACCGGUCGUCUCGCAGGGCAAAACCCACCAUCCCUGCGUCGACGAUGGCGAGAUGAUGCAGGAGACGGAUGAGUCGUUCGACAUCCUCGGCUUUAACCAGGAGGAGAAAGAUAACAUUUAUAAGAUUGUGGCUUCGGUGAUGCACCUGAGCACGCUCAAGUUCAAGCAGCGCGGUCGCGAGGAGCAGGCUGAGGCCGACGGCAAGGAUGAGGGUGACCGUGUCGCCAAGCUGGUCGGAGUUGAGGGGCCCCAGCUCUACUUGAACCUGCUCAAGCCCAAGAUCAAGGUCGGCAACGAGUUUGUGACUCAAGGUCGCAACAAGGACCAGGUCUACUAUUCGGUGGGCGCGCUGGCCAAGGCCAUGUACGACCGCAUGUUCAAGUGGUUGGUGAAGAAGGUGAACCUGACUCUGGACACCAAGCAGAAGCGGCACCGCUUCAUCGGCGUGCUCGACAUUGCCGGCUUCGAAAUCUUCGACUUCAACGGAUUCGAGCAGCUCUGCAUCAACUUCACCAACGAGAAGCUGCAGCAGUUCUUUAACCACCACAUGUUCGUACUCGAGCAAGAAGAGUACAAACGCGAGGGUAUCGACUGGGUGUUUGUCGACUUCGGAAUGGACCUGCAAGCCUGUAUUGAGUUGAUGGAGAAGCCGAUGGGAGUGCUCUCGCUGCUCGAGGAAGAGAGCAUGUUCCCCAAGGCCACCGACAAGACGUUCGAGGAGAAGCUGAAGAACAACCACCUGGGCAAGUCGUCCUGCUUCAUCAAGCCCAGGCCCCCCAAGCAGGGCCAGGCGGAGGCCCACUUCGCCAUCGUCCAUUAUGCCGGCACGGUGGCGUACAACCUGAUCGGCUGGCUGGAGAAGAACAAGGACCCGCUGAACGACACCGUGGUGGACCAGUUCAAGAAGGGUGCCAACGCGCUGGCCGUGGCCAUCUUCGCCGACCAUCCGGGACAGUCGGGCGGCAAGGACGAGAGCGGCGGCAAGGGCGCCAAGCGCACCAAGGGCUCUGCCUUCCAGACCGUCUCCGCCAUGUACCGGGAGCAACUUAACAACCUGAUGGUGACGCUGCGGGCCACCCAGCCGCACUUCAUCCGCUGCAUCAUCCCCAACGAGACCAAGUCGGCCGGCGUCAUCGACUCCCACCUGGUGAUGCAUCAGCUCACCUGCAACGGCGUGCUGGAAGGCAUCCGUAUCUGUCGCAAGGGCUUCCCCAACCGCAUGGUCUACGCCGACUUCAAGCACCGCUACACGAUCCUGGCGCCGAAACAGAUGAAGGCGCUCAGUGAUGACAAGGAGGCCACCGAAAAGUGCCUGGAGGUCAUUGAUCUGGAACACGAAAAGUACCGAAUCGGUCACACCAAGGUGUUCUUCCGUGCCGGCGUGCUGGGACAGAUGGAGGAGCUGCGCGAUGACCGCCUCUCCAAGAUCUUCAGUUGGCUGCAGUCCUGGAUCCGCGGCUACUUCUCCCGCAAAGAGUUCAAGAAGCUCCAGAAGCAGAGGCUGGCGCUCCAGGUGGUACAGCGCAACCUGCGCAAGUACAUGCAGCUGCGCAACUGGAUGUGGUUCAAGCUGUGGCAGAAGAUCAAGCCCAUGCUCAACGUCAGCCGUAUCGAGGAUGAGAUGCGGGCGCUCGAGGCGAAGGCCGACAAGGCGACCGCCUCUCAGGAGAAGGAGUCGAAGCUGCGCAAGCAGCUGGACGACCAGAAUCAGAAGCUCAACAACGAAAAGAACGAGCUGCUGGCUGCGCUCGAAGCCGAGAAGGGCUCCCUUAGCGAGUACCACGCUAAGCAGCAGAAGCUGAUGGCGCAGAAGAAGUCGCUGGAGAAACAGCUGGCGGAGACGUCCGACCGUCUGGCCGAGGAGGAGGAGGCCCGCGAGAGCUUGAUGCAGGCCAAGAAGAAGAUGGAGCAGGAGCUGAACCACAUCAAGAAGGAUUUGGAGGACCUGGAGCUGACCAUCCAGAAGGGCGAGCAGGACAAGGCCACGAAGGAUCACCAGAUCCGCAACCUCAACGACGAGAUCGCCCACCAGCAAGAGCUCAUCGCCAAGCUGAACAAGGAGAAGAAGCAGCUGCAGGACAACCAGCAGAAGACUGCCGAGGACCUGCAGUCGCAGGAGGACCGCGUCAACCACCUCAACAAGGUGAAGGCCAAGCUGGAACGGUCGCUGGACGAGCUGGAGGACUCUGUGGAGCGCGAGAAGAAGCUGCGCGCCGACGUUGAGAAGAACAAGCGGAAGGUGGAGGGUGACCUGAAGCUGACCCAGGAGGCCGUGGCUGACCUGGAGCGCAACAAGAAGGAGCUCGAACAGACCAUCGCGCGCAAGGACAAGGAGAUUGCCUCGCUGUCCGCCAAGCUCGAGGACGAACAGUCCCUGGUGAACAAGCUGCACAAGCAGAUCAAGGAGCUGCAGGCCCGCAUCGAGGAGCUGGAGGAGGAGCUCGAGACGGAGAGGCAGGCGCGCGCCAAGGCCGAGAAGCAGCGCGCCGAUCUGGCCCGCGAGCUGGAGGAGCUUGGCGAGCGCCUGGACGAGGCGGGUGGCGCCACUGCCGCUCAGAUCGAGCUCAACAAGAAGAGGGAGGCCGAACUGGCCAAGCUGCGGCGCGACAUCGAGGAGCAGAACAUCCAAAACGAGUCCGCGCUGGCUGGCCUGCGCAGGCGCCACAAUGACGCCAUCGGCGAGAUGUCCGAGCAGAUCGACCAGCUUAACAAGAUGAAGGCCAAGGCCGAGAAGGACCGCGAGUCGUCGGCCGCCGAGGUCAUGGACCUCCGAUCCGGUCUAGACUUCGCCACCAGCGAGAAGGCGGCGGCGGAGAAGAUGAACCGGGUGCUGGAGCAGCAGACCUCCGAAGCUAGCAGCAAGCUUGACGAGGCCAACCGAAGCCUCAAUGAGUUCGAGGCUGCCAAGAAGAAGCUCACCAUGGAGAACGCUGAUUUCACGCGCCAGCUGGAGGAGACCGAGCAGCAGAUCUCGCAACUCUCCAAGACCAAGGUGUCGCUCACCACUCAGCUGGAGGAUACGCGCAAGAUGGCCGACGAGGAGUCGCGCGAGAAGUCUGGCAUCCUUGGCAAAUACCGCAACCUUGAGCACGAGAUGGACUGCCUCCGCGAACAGGUGGAGGAGGAAGCCGAGCACAAGGCCGAGCUGCAACGCCAGCUGAGCAAGAUCAACGCCGAGGCCCAGAUGUGGAAGCAGAAGUACGAGCAGGACGGCCUGGCCAGGGUGGAGGAGCUGGAGGAGCAGCGCGGCAAGCUGGCCAACCGCCUGCAGGAGGCCGAGGAGCAGCUGGAGUCGCUCAACACCAAGAACAACCAGCUGGAGAAGCUGAAGUCGCGGCUGGCUGGCGAGCUGGAGGACAUGCACAUGGAAGUGGACCGCGCCCAGCAGCUGGCGCUGGCCAUGGAGAAGAAGGCCCGCAACUUCGACAAGGUGGUGUCCGAGUGGAAGAUGAAGGUGGAGGACCUGUCUGCCGAGCUGGACGCCUCACAGAAGGAGUGCCGCAACUACAGCACCGAGCUCUUCCGCGUCAAGGCUGCCUACGAGGAGUCGCAGGAGCAGCUCGACUCCAUCCGCCGUGAGAACAAGAACCUGGCCGAUGAGAUCAAGGACCUGAUGGACCAGAUCGGCGAGGGUGGCCGCAACAUCCACGAGGCCGAGAAGGCGCGGAAGCGUCUGGAGGUGGAGAAGGAGGAGCUGCAGUCGGCGCUGGAGGAGGCUGAGGGCGCGCUGGAGCAGGAGGAGAACAAGGUGCUCCGCGGCGAGCUGGAGCUGCAGCAGGUCCGCCAGGAGACCGACCGGCGCAUUGCCGAGAAGGAGGAGGAGUUCGAGAACACGCGCAAGACGCACCAGCGCGCGCUCGACUCGAUGCAGGCGUCCCUGGAGGCCGAGGCCAAGGGUCGCGCCGAGGCCAUGCGUAUGAAGAAGAAGCUGGAGCAGGACAUCAACGAGCUGGAGAUCGCGCUGGACCACGCCAACAAGGCCAACGCCGAGGCGCAGAAGACGAUCCGCCGUUACCAGGCCGAGCUCACCGAGACGCAGGCGCGCCUCGAGGAGGAGAUCCGGCUGCGCGACGACCUGCGCGAGCAGCUGGGCACCUCGGAGAGACGCGCCAACGCUCUGGGCGCCGAGCUGGAGGAGAGCAGGACUCUCCUGGAGCAGGCCGACCACGGCAGACGACAGGCCGAGCUGGACCUGGCCGAGAACCAGGACGCGCUCGCCGAGAUGCAGGCCAACUAUACGGCGGCCAGCAUCGCGAAGCGGAAGCUGGAGGGAGAGGUGCAGUCGCUGCACGCCGACUUGGAUGAGAUGCUCAACGAGGCCAAGAACUCCGAGGAGAAGGCCAAGAAGGCCAUGGUGGAUGCCGCCAGGCUGGCUGACGAACUACGUGCUGAGCAGGAGCACUCCAUGUCGCAGGCCAAGCUGUGCAAGUCCCUCGAGCUGCAAAUCAAGGAUCUCCAGGCCCGCGUGGAGGACGCAGAGCAGAACGCCAUCAAGGCCAGCCGCAAGAUCAUCGCCAAGCUGGAGGACCGCGUGAGGACGGUCGAGCAGGACCUGGACACGGAGCAGCGGCGUCACAGCGAGGCGCAGAAGAACCUGCGCAAGACCGAGCGGCGCAUCAAGGAGCUCAGCUUCCAGACGGAGGAGGACAAGAAGAACCACGAGCGCAUGCAGGACCUGGUGGACAAGCUGCAGCAGAAGAUCAAGACGUACAAGCGGCAGAUCGAGGAGGCUGAGGAGAUCGCUGCUCUCAACCUGGCCAAGUUCAGGAAGGCGCAGCAGGAGCUGGAGGAGACGGAGGAGCGGUGCGACAUGGCCGAGGCAACCCUGGCCAAAAUCCGUGCCCGCGGACGGGGCAUGUCUCCCGUGCGCGGCGCCAGCCCGAUGGCGAUGUAAGAUGCCCGCACACUUCGACGCAGGACUUGCAGGGUCAGCCGUCGAGGUCCCCAGGCAGCCCCCCGCCCUGGAGCAGGCCUCUGCGGCUGACCGACAGACGGACGCGCAGACAGACAGACAAUCUCCCGGUCGGCCAGUUGCCGUCGGCUGUCCCAGCCGCCGGCGGUGACUGCGCGGCCGUCAGCCCAUCACACCGACAAGAUGGCGGCCGCGGCGGACCAGACAAAAUGGCGGACGGCCGUCGGCCGGCCGUUCCCCGCGGAGCCGCUCACAGACAGCUGCCGCCCGGUGCAGACGCGCAUGCAGACAGCACAAAAUGGCGGCGAGCCACGGGCGGCCAGCAUGACACUGGAGCAGGAGUCGGCGGCGGAUGGUUGGCUGGCGCGGACGCCAUGUUGUUUCCGUGACUUCACUUCGCUGAACUUCGUGUUGAAUGAUGUGCGCAGACGCGAAUACAUAGCUAAAGGAGCUGUA
This is a messenger RNA of Pollicipes pollicipes, 5489 nucleotides long. RefSeq names its product myosin heavy chain, muscle. Gene Ontology annotation, molecular function: actin filament binding; ATP binding; microfilament motor activity. Lineage: Eukaryota; Metazoa; Arthropoda; Thecostraca; Pollicipedomorpha; Pollicipedidae. The record is from RefSeq and is a predicted model, not a curated record. Gene Ontology annotation, cellular component: cytoplasm; myosin II complex; myosin filament. Bases 174 to 5015 code for a protein of 1613 amino acids. Gene Ontology annotation, biological process: sarcomere organization; muscle contraction. The transcript is spliced from 35 exons.